AUGUUUUUGACCAUGAAAGCUCUCAAGUUUUCUGUUCUUGCUUGCGUCUUAUCCUCUGCCAUUGUUGCAUUUGACAAUGCACAAAUCAUUGAUUCGAGAUUGAUUUUGCUUGAUGCAACUUUGAUUUUAAGUGUCGCUCUUACCAUGUUGAGUUAUGCCAAGUUCAGCACUUACCGUCGCCAACCUUUCAGCAAAUGGUGGUGGACGUGGCUUUUGGCAACCGGUGUUUCUUUAUCGUGUGUUAUCUCCACAAAAUAUGUGGGUGUAUUCACUUAUUUCACCAUUGGUUUAGGGGUGUUACACGAGUUGUGGAUCUUGCUUGACAUUAAGAAAGGUCUUACCAUGGAAGAGUUCACGCAGCAUUUCCUUGCUCGUUUCUUCACCUUGAUUGUGUUCCCAUUCUGCAUCUACUUAUUUUGGUUUUAUUUACACUUUGCUAUCCUCACAAGAUCAGGUCCUGGCGAUGCCUUCAUGUCGGCAGACUUCCAAGAAUCUUUGCAGGAAUCUCCUUUGGCCAAGGAAUCUAAGAAUGUCAAUUACUAUGACAUGAUCACAAUCAAGCAUAAAGACACCGAGUCCUAUUUGCACUCGCAUGAGUUCAAAUAUCCAUUGCGGUACGAAUCUGGUAGAAUUUCCUCUAACCAACAACAAGUGACAUGCAUUGUUGACAAGGAAGGUAAUGCAAUCGCCGAUGCCAAUAGCCACUGGGAAAUUAUUCCAACCACAGAUGCUAAAAAGGGAGAUGGUGUUUUCACUAACGACAUUGUCCGUUUUAGACACGUUGGUACGGGAGGGUACUUGUUGACCCAUGAUGUCGCUUCUCCAUUGAGAGCUACCAACGAAGAAUUCAUUGUGGUGCAUGAUGAAGCAGCGCAAAACAGGUACAAUGAAACAUUGUUCCGCUUACGUCUUGCUGAACCUGGCAAAAGCAACCAAAAUAAGCGAGUUCAAGUGAAGACUUUGGGGACUGUGUUAAGAAUUCUUCACAUGGAUACUGUAGUGGCAAUGUGGACUCACAAUGAUGAGUUGUUACCCGAAUGGGGCUUGGGCCAACAAGAGGUUAGCGGAAACAAAAAAGUGCAAGAUAAGGACAACAUAUGGACAUUUGAACGCAUUGUUAACAUGGACCCUACAGACGUAAGGCAACACUAUAUUCCUAAGACAGUCAAGCACAUCCCAUUCUUGAAGAAGUGGUGGGAGUUGCAAGGCUUAAUGUUCAUGCACAACAAUCUCUUGUCGUCAGAACAUCCGUUUGCUUCUCAGCCAGACGCAUGGCCGCUUUCCUUUUCUGGUGUCUCCUUCUGGAACGACAAUGAUCUUAGACAGCAGAUUUACUUUAUUGGAAACGUUGUUGGUUUUUGGCUCGAGGCCGGUUUCUUGGCUAUAUUUGUUGGCUUUGUGUUAGCUGAUCUCGUCACCACUCGCCGGGCUGUGAACAUCUUGAACCAUCAAUCGAGAUCUAGAAUGUACAACACAUUGGGCUUCUUGUUCGUGGGUUGGGCGGCUCACUACUUCCCGUUCUACUUGAUGAACAGGCAAAAAUUCUUACACCAUUACUUGCCAGCGCAUUUGAUUGCUGCUUUGUUUACUGGUGGUUUCGUGGAGUUCAUUUGCACCAAUAAGGGCUUCACAAACAGCAAUGGCGUUCCUCCACUUGGUUUGCAAAAGAGGAAACUUCUCCUCUCCACUGCUGCUAUUAUUGUCGCCUUAGUUUGGUAUCUUUUGGUUCAUGAGAGCCACCACUUAUGGUAA
This is a messenger RNA of Clavispora lusitaniae ATCC 42720, 1752 nucleotides long. It is a transcript of the gene PMT4, whose product is annotated as dolichyl-phosphate-mannose-protein mannosyltransferase. Gene Ontology annotation, molecular function: dolichyl-phosphate-mannose-protein mannosyltransferase activity. Gene Ontology annotation, biological process: protein O-linked glycosylation via mannose. Gene Ontology annotation, cellular component: membrane; endoplasmic reticulum. The record is from RefSeq and is a predicted model, not a curated record. NCBI's taxonomy places the organism in Eukaryota, Fungi, Ascomycota, Pichiomycetes, Serinales, Metschnikowiaceae.